This is a messenger RNA of Electrophorus electricus (electric eel), 4384 nucleotides long. RefSeq names its product ubiquitin specific peptidase 1 (gene usp1). Gene Ontology annotation, molecular function: cysteine-type deubiquitinase activity. The record is from RefSeq and is a predicted model, not a curated record. NCBI's taxonomy places the organism in Eukaryota, Metazoa, Chordata, Actinopteri, Gymnotiformes, Gymnotidae. Gene Ontology annotation, cellular component: cytosol; nucleus. Gene Ontology annotation, biological process: protein deubiquitination.
GAAAAAGCGCCAAGUUCUACGUCCAACUCUGCUCGACGAAGUUGUCCGUCUGUUUACCGUUUACUGUCGAGCCCUUAGACGUGCGGUUGGCACUGCACGAAAAAUGUAACCGACGUCGUUUAAGAGUCGUUAGCGCGAACAUUGCGCUGCAGGAUUGGUAUUUCAGCCUGAUUUCGCUCCCAGUUUUGGCGUGGGCGGGGCAAAAAAAAAUGCCCGGCCUAGAGGGCGAGGGAGUCGUGGCUGCGCUCGGAAGCCCCUUCAAAAAGAGCCGCCUCUCACUGAAGUUUUUUCAGAAGAAGGAAGCCAAGAGAGCGCUAGAUUUCUCCGAGACUCAGGCUGAGGAGCCCAUUGCCGCAGAACCCGAAGAAACCACAAGUUGUGACCACGUUGUCCCAGUGCCUUGUCCCUCAUCGAUUCCUUGCGGAAAAAGAGAGAGUCUUGUCCCCUUUGUGGGUCUUAACAAUCUGGGAAACACUUGCUACCUGAACAGCAUUCUUCAGGUCUUGUAUUACUGCCCUGGUUUUAAAGAUGCUAUUAAAACCUUGUAUCAUUUGUCUAAAUUGAAAGACAAACAGAAAGAUGAUGAUGCUAAAAGUAAAGAGCAGGGAGACCCUCAUGUUGAGUCCAUGCGUGUUCAAAUGGAACUCCUGAGCAGUUUCUACAGCCUAAUCACCUCAGUGGAGCAGCUGCAGUCCAGCUUCCUUUUUAACCCAGAGAAAUACAGUGAAGGAGAGCUGGCCACACCACCACGCAAAGUGCUCUAUACACUUAGGCAGCUGAAUCCCAUGUAUGAAGGCUUUCUGCAGCAUGAUGCACAGGAGGUUCUGCAGUGCAUUCUUGCAUACAUCCAGGAGGCCUGUGACACCAUUAAAAAAGAACUGAAUAGCAACCAAGAUAAGCCCAAAAAAAACACUGGAGAGGGUGACUUAAUUAGCACAGGAGACAAAAAAGCUGAUCUGCUCACAACUACCCAAGAGGAAGAAGAGGGUUCUGACAGCCAGCUGAGUGGGAAAAGAAAAAGUGAUACAGAAGCGGGCAACGCCAAGAAAAAGCCCAAGUCUCAGAGCAAACAAAACAAAUGUGAAGAAGGGAGCAAGCCUUUUACCCGGUCAAAGAGAAAGUCUUCUGGUGAUGUCAUGAAAAACCCUGUUGGUGAGCAGAGGACCGAGGGAGAGGGGGAAGAGAAGGAACAAGGCAAGGAGAGAGCAAGCAACACCGAAGAGGUGAAGAGUGAAGGGACCCUGAAAGAAGUGAAUAAAAGCAAAAAAAGAGCAAAGCUGAGCUGGCUCAAGUCUUCAGGCAAGCAGCCCAGCAUCUUCUCCAAGUUUCGCAGCAUGGGUAAAAUCAGUUCUCACAUUGCGGAAAGAGCCGAUGGAAAGGCAGAUUACCCCAAGCCCAGUGAUGAUCAGAGACCUCAGGGCCAGGAGAAGGCUGCCCCUGAAAAGGAGAAUCCCACACCCAUGACACAUCAGUAUGGUGCAAUGAGAGAAGAACUACAUGCCUUGGACAUGCUAAAGCAGCUGUUUCAGGGUCAGCUUGUGCUGCGGACACGCUGCCUGGAGUGCGAGUGCUGUACCGAGAGGAGAGAGGACUUUCAAGACAUAAGUGUACCAGUCCAAGAGGAUGAGACCAGCAGCUCAAAUUCCAGUUCAGAAAUUUCUCCAGAUCCUAAGCCUGACCUAAAGACGCUAAAGUGGGCCAUCUCUCAGUUUGCGUCAGUGGAGCGGAUCGUUGGGCCAGAUAAGUACUUCUGUGAGACCUGCCGUCACUACACAGAGGCUGAAAGGAGUCUGCUGUUUGACAAGACCCCUGAAGUGGUUACAAUUCACCUGAAGUGUUUCUCGGCCAGUGGCUCAGAGCUGGACCCAUACGCUGGACUGUCCAAAGUGAACACUCCUCUCCAAACUCCUCUCCAGCUCUCGCUGGAGGAGUGGUGUACACAACCCACUGCCUCAGACCAAGGGCACCAGUACAGGCUUUUUGCUGUAGUCAUGCACAGUGGGGUCACCAUCAGCAGUGGACAUUACACCACCUACAUCCGCAUGACAGACCUCCAUCACACCAACCUCAAGUCCCAGCCUGCGGAGGAAGACGACAGAGACGAGGGCGGAGAGACAAAGAAAGAGGCUUUUGAGCCAGACUACGACGAUGGGGAGGUGUCGUUUUGCUUAAGCCGAAGACUGACAAACGCGACUAGUGAAACCGCAGCGGCUGCCGCAGCUAGCAAAGCAGGAGGGAAAAGGCUUUCAGAAGGCGUGGGCCUCUUGGGCGGACAGCGGAGCGUCUCCAGCUACGAGCUUGGCAGCAGCAAACAGUCCGUUUCAGAGAAGCCUGGUUGCUCAAACAGUGCUUCUGUGCAGAAUGAAGGCCUGAAAAAAGAGGGAGUGGAAGAGGAGGGAGAUGCCAGGAGACAGGAGAGCAAGGUGAGCUUUGACUCAGCUCUGCAGAACCUUGUGCACUACGAGGGGAAGUGGAUGCUGUUUGAUGACUCGGAGGUGAGGCUCUUCGAGGAAGAGGACUUCCUCAGAGCCUGCUCUCCUGAGACCUGCUCCACCUCCACACCUUAUCUCCUCUUCUACAAGAAGAUUACAGGAGAAAUAAACUGAUGGCUUCAGUCCAUAACCAUGACAUUGUAUUAGUCACUUCCGUCUGUUAUUGAAGAUUAUUAAUGCAGAAGAAAGUUGUGAUGGGUUUAAUGCGUAAUGCACAGAGGUAGACACAUGCCAUGACAGCCUCUUUUUGAGGGGUUCUCUUUCAGGCAUUUGUAUAUCUUAUGUUCCCCUUUCUUUGUAACCAGUCUGACAUGAAGGCCACCGACGUUUGGACAGCCCUCACAAAAUGCACCUUGCUGGCUGUAGUGUACUUAUUGUUUCUGCAAUUCAAGCUUUUCGUGUUUGACUGCCUGCUACAAUUAGUUUGCUUAUGCACUGGUCUUUAUUUUUUGGAAUUUCUUUUAAAGAACACUUGUAUAUUUCCUUUUAAUCCUGCAUUAUUGCUUCAGGUUAUUUGUGAAGGGUAGUUGAGAGUAAACAAAGCAAUGUAUUGUUUAAUCAAGGGUGGAUGUUCUUUGAUAAAGCAAGAAAACAAACCCAGCUUGGAGUGUUCCUGCUGCUUGCUGGACUGAUUGAAAACAGACCAAUUGAGUUUAGAUUUGUGUUGUGUGUGCAUUGUCUAAGAGUAAUGGCAUAACUAACCUUUUCAAUACCUCAUUCCUGUGAAAGCUUUUUUUUUUUUUCUCCUUCUUUUCAAUGUGAUAAUUAGGUAUUAUGCCACAGAGCUAAACCACUUACCUUUAACUUUUAAUAAGCUUGAUCCAAGUCCUUGAGCACAAAAACAGCAGAUUGACUAUUAGAUAUAUAAACAAGUUAUAUAGAUUGGAAGCAGUACUGCACCAAGAGACAGCUGUGUAGCUAUUCAGUAGGAUGCUCCAAGGAAUUAGUCCCUGGUUUCCACUGCAGUCAUUGGUGUAAAAGCUGAAGCCAUUGUAAAAGCAAUAAAACCAGACUUUAUAUUAUUUUAUGGAGAAGGAACUACUGACUCCAUUAAAGCUGUUGCAGUACAUGUGGGGAGAGGGAAAUGAAUGUAAAUGUCCUUGACUUUUCUAUUUUUUCCUAUUUCUGUAGAUUUUCUUAUACCUCUAUUAAAUGUUAGCAUCUUUAAAAAGCUAACUAGUAUUGCUGUUGACUACAUUAAAAUAAAACACAUUGCAUUAAAAUAUUUAUUUAAUAAAAUACUUAAAGGUAAACAAAAGCUACAUAAAAAUUCAAGAAUGUUUAAAACAUUUCAAUAAGAAGUGUAACCAAAAAAGAUAGUGGUACCUUUUUUUGCAUGUUUUUCAUUCGGAUUAAAUAGUAAACUUUCAAAGUUGUACCAUGUGUUGUAAAAUGCAUUAGGACAAAAAAAAAAAAAAAAAAAGUGCACACAGGAUAUUGAAUACAGUUUUGACACAUAUGCUUUCAAUCUGAAUGACGAACAGGCCCUUUUUGUAAAUGCAUACAAAAUUGGAAUGACAUUCCAUCUCAACACUUUAGCUUUUUCACUUUGUGGGAAACACUGAUUUUUUUUUUUUUUUAAUGAUCAUUGAAUAUUUACAAACAAAUAAAUAAAAAUCAGGGUCUCUUUAGAAUUUCCUCUUCUUCACAUUUCAAAUUUCCGAAGGCUCAUUCUGCUGAAGGAGUCCCUGGGGGGGAGGGGGUAAAUAGACAUUUCUGAAUAGGACAAAUUACAAUGAUCAGAUUUAUAGUCCGAUCUAUACCUAUGCCUGAUAAAUGGUACACUCAACAUUGAUCAAAUACUACAGUAAGCACUAAAUUAUUUGGAUAUGGAUACCUUUUCAAGCUGUCCGUUUGCUGCUUGUCAAAAUAAAGGUUUAUCAGACACAGUA